UCUUCAAAAGCAAGGAUGGCCAAGCUCAUUCUGCUUACUGGUCUGGUCCUCCUGCUGAACACCCAGAUAGACUCUGUGCCUCUGAGAGAGCUUUUAGCUCAGAUUCGUACUACGGACAGACCUACAACCACCACUACAACCACCACUACAACCACCACUACAGCCACCACUACAACCCCUUACAGCUCAACCAUUAUUAUCUGUGACACACAUGGACCUACAAGUCCAGGCACAGUGUUUGUGACUGAUGGCAGUGACUUCUGUGCUGGCAAGGAAAAUGGUGCCUAUGCAGAUCCAACCAACCAGAGAAACUUCUACAUCUGCCAUGCUGGUAAAUCCCACCUGAACAGCUGCCAGGAGGGCCUUGUCUUUGACUCCAGCUGCUCCUGCUGCAAAUCACCAUGAAGAUUCCAAUGCUGUUCCUGAACACAGACCCCUCUGAUCUAAAUCAAUAGCAUAAAAUGAUUAAAUAAAUCUCCUG
Calypte anna (Anna's hummingbird) is the source of this 481-nucleotide messenger RNA. RefSeq names its product acidic mammalian chitinase-like. Gene Ontology annotation, cellular component: extracellular region. Gene Ontology annotation, molecular function: chitin binding. The record is from RefSeq and is a predicted model, not a curated record. The coding region runs from base 16 to 405 and encodes 129 amino acids. The transcript is spliced from 3 exons. NCBI's taxonomy places the organism in Eukaryota, Metazoa, Chordata, Aves, Apodiformes, Trochilidae.